Piliocolobus tephrosceles (Ugandan red Colobus) is the source of this 1125-nucleotide messenger RNA. It is a transcript of the gene NXN, whose product is annotated as nucleoredoxin. The record is from RefSeq and is a predicted model, not a curated record. Gene Ontology annotation, biological process: negative regulation of protein ubiquitination; negative regulation of Wnt signaling pathway. Lineage: Eukaryota; Metazoa; Chordata; Mammalia; Primates; Cercopithecidae. The transcript is spliced from 7 exons. Gene Ontology annotation, cellular component: nucleus. Gene Ontology annotation, molecular function: thioredoxin-disulfide reductase (NADPH) activity. Bases 384 to 944 code for a protein of 186 amino acids.
AACUUUGGAACAAAUACCGAAUUUCCAACAUUCCAUCGCUAAUAUUCCUCGACGCCACCACCGGGAAGGUUGUGUGCAGGAACGGGCUGCUGGUGAUCCGAGAUGACCCAGAAGGUCUGGAGUUCCCCUGGGGGCCUAAACCCUUCCGGGAAGUCAUCGCAGGGCCCUUGCUUCGAAAUAACGGGCAGUCCCUGGAGAGCAGCAGCCUGGAGGGAUCUCACGUGGGCGUCUACUUCUCCGCACACUGGUGUCCGCCCUGCCGAAGCCUCACCCGGGUCCUGGUGGAGUCCUACCGGAAGAUCAAGGAGGCCGGCCAGAGCUUCGAGAUCAUCUUUGUUAGUGCAGACAGGUCAGAGGAGUCCUUCAAACAGUACUUCAGUGAGAUGCCCUGGCUCGCCGUCCCCUACACUGACGAGGCCCGGCGGUCACGCCUCAACCGGCUGUACGGAAUCCAAGGCAUCCCCACGCUCAUCGUGCUGGACCCGCAGGGCGAGGUGAUCACGCGGCAGGGGCGGGUGGAGGUGCUGAACGACGAGGACUGCCGGGAGUUCCCCUGGCACCCCAAACCUGUGCUGGAGCUCUCCGACUCCAACGCCACGCAGCUCAACGAGGGCCCCUGCCUCGUCCUUUUUGUAGAUUCUGAGGAUGACGGAGAGUCCGAGGCAGCCAAGCAGCUGAUUCAGCCGAUAGCUGAGAAAAUCAUUGCCAAGUACAAAGCCAAAGAGGAGGAGGCGCCGCUUCUGUUCUUCGUAGCCGGGGAGGAUGACAUGACUGACUCCCUGCGAGAUUACACCAACCUGCCUGAGGCGGCCCCUUUGCUCACCAUCCUGGACAUGUCAGCCCGGGCCAAGUACGUGAUGGACGUGGAGGAGAUCACCCCCGCCAUCGUGGAGGCCUUUGUGAAUGACUUCCUAGCAGAGAAGCUCAAACCGGAGCCCAUCUAGCUUGGCUCCGGCCUCCUGAGACGUUAUUUAAAACUCAGCCUUCUCCUCCUCCUCCCCCUCCUUCCCUCCGCCCUCGGACUUACCCAGCGUGCCCCGAACCACACCACCCAAGUGUCCAACCUCUCUGUGGUGCCUUGUUUCUGCAUUAAACUCCUCAGCCAGCACCCUGGGGCGCGGAGUC